Molecule: messenger RNA, 375 nt
Organism: Botrytis porri
Lineage: Eukaryota; Fungi; Ascomycota; Leotiomycetes; Helotiales; Sclerotiniaceae
Exons: 2
Coding region: 1-375 (124 amino acids)
Source: RefSeq, a predicted model, not a curated record
AUGCCCCCCCAGGCGCUCCAACCAUCUUCCCCCUCUUCUCAUCCCCACCACCAACCCGCUAUCUCCUCCAGCAACACCCCCCUCCAACCCAUCAAACCAGCGACCCAAAAAUCCAACUCCAACCACACUCCUCCCCCCAAACCAGAAACCCCCUCCCCCUUCCUCCUCCACGCCCUCCGCAAAAAAGCAAAGAAAGAUCUCAAAGCAGCCAGAGAAGAAGAGAGAAAGAAGAGCAGAGAAAUGGAAGAGGGGAAGAAAUUAUUUGGAGGAGAGGUAGCGGAGGUGCUGAGGGUGUGGAGUGAGUUGAAGCUCGAACACCCCGAUGUACCCGACUCAGUCCUAGAGCAGGAAGCAUGGAAAUUGGUUUUUUACUAG